Messenger RNA from Sitophilus oryzae (rice weevil), 3059 nucleotides. Its product is annotated as pre-mRNA 3' end processing protein WDR33-like. Bases 350 to 2887 code for a protein of 845 amino acids. The transcript is spliced from 13 exons. NCBI's taxonomy places the organism in Eukaryota, Metazoa, Arthropoda, Insecta, Coleoptera, Curculionidae. The record is from RefSeq and is a predicted model, not a curated record. Gene Ontology annotation, cellular component: mRNA cleavage and polyadenylation specificity factor complex. Gene Ontology annotation, molecular function: protein binding.
UUUCGUUAGUAUAUUCUGUGGUGGUUUGUCUAUGGUCACUAUGGUGGUUGAGAAUUAUUUUUAUAAUAAAAAGCGUGUUUUGUAAAUUUCAGAUAUUUAUGGACGAGAAAUAGUAAAAUAAAUAUCGAAAUAGUGGUAUUAAAGAUUAACUUUCUAAUAGUUUGUUUUGCAUCGUGAAUUCGUACAACGCAAGACAAAAUAAUAAGCAAAAAUGGCAUUCAGUUUCAGGAUGUCGUUGCACAUCUGAUCAAAAUGAAGUUUUUGAUUGUAUACAAAUACUUUUAAGAAUUAAAAUAGGUCUAACACUAAUUUAUUUUAUUGUGAUUCGGCAUUAAAAACACUAACAACCAUGGAAUUCGCUCAGCCUCCACCUAAUUUAGCCAUGCCCCCUCCUAAUAUGAUGAUGCCACCUGGUUUCCAUAAUGUUAGGCCUCCAUUCAGGCCUUUUAUGAACAUUCACAAACCUUUACCAGGCCCCUUGGGGAACAUGACUCUGGAAGACUUUGACGGAAAACGACUCAGAAAAUCUGUUAUGAGAAAAACCGUCGACUAUAAUUCUUCAAUAAUCAAAGAACUAGAGAAUAGGGUAUGGCAAAGAGACUAUAGAGACCGUAGAGCUCUACAACCUGAUGUCAUGUAUUAUCCUGAUCUAAUGCCUCCUCCUUCGUACCCUGACAAUCCAAUAAACUGUGUAACCACUAGAUUUGUUAAAACAGCAACAAAUAAAAUGAGGUGUCCGAUUUUUUGCAUGGCCUGGACACCGGAAGGCCGAAGAUUGGUCACUGGAGCCAGUUCGGGGGAGUUUACCCUAUGGAAUGGACUUACGUUUAAUUUUGAGACUAUUUUACAAGCACACGACAGUCCAGUUAGAACGAUGGUGUGGAGCCACAACGACAGCUGGAUGGUGACAGGGGAUCACGCAGGGUACGUCAAGUAUUGGCAGUCGAACAUGAACAAUGUGAAGAUGUUCCAGGCCCACAAAGAAGCCCUGCGAGGCAUCAGCUUUAGUCCUUCCGAUACCAAGUUUGUGACGUGUUCGGACGACGGCACCCUCAGAAUUUGGGAUUUUUUCCGCUAUCAGGAGGAGAAAGUACUAAGAGGACACGGUGCUGAUGUUAAAUGUGUACACUGGCACCCUCAAAAAGGACUGAUCAUAUCCGGAAGCAAGGACAACCAACAACCAAUCAAAUUGUGGGAUCCCAAGACCGGACAAUCUUUAGCUACGCUGCACGCUCACAAAUCCACCGUGAUGGACCUGAAAUGGAACCAGAACGGUAACUGGCUGAUCACAGCGUCCAGAGACCAUCUUCUGAAGCUGUUCGACCUCAGGAACCUGAGUCAAGAAGUUCAGACGUUUAGAGGGCACAAAAAAGAGGCGUCUAGCGUAGCGUGGCACCCGGUACACGAAGGGUUGUUUGCUAGCGGUGGUUCCGACGGUGCCAUUAUGUUCUGGCACGUGGGUGCUGAUAAGGAAGUGGGCGCUAUAGAACAAGCCCACGACAGCAUAGUGUGGACGCUGGCCUGGCAUCCUUUAGGCCACAUUUUAUGUUCCGGUUCCAAUGACCACACUAGCAAGUUCUGGACGCGGAACAGGCCAGGCGACCAAAUGAGGGACAAAUACAAUCUCAACACGCUGCCUGCCGGUAUAGCGGGCUUAGAAGAUUUGGAUGCCUUAGGAGAUGAGCCUAUGUCGGUGAUUCCCGGAAUGGGUCCAGAGGACAAAGUCGAACUGACGGCCCUGAUAGGCGAUGAAACGACAGCCAUUCCAGGUCUGGACUUAGAUUCUGGAUUGCUGACCAACGAGGAGAAGCCCAAGCCGAAGAAAGUGCCCUUCAGCAAACCGAUCCCCAGAAAUUUCCAGGCGCAGUGGAAUGAAACGGGAGCCGGAGACGAUGGUCUUAACGACGUCAUUUCCAAGUUGGUGGAAAGUACUCCAGGCGUGGUACCACUGGAGAAAAUUACGCCCAACGCUAUUAUAGUCUACGGCAAACUAAUUCCUGUGGAACCCGGAUCUAAACUAGAAAAGGCCAUCUCCGAAGGCCCAGACGCUCUUCAAAAAUUCAUCGAUUCCGGAGAGAUUGAAGAACUACACGACGUGAUGCCCAUCAGAGAUCCCGACGAAGACGAGUACUUGAGGGACACGAACCACGAAGAAAUCAACAACAUGCACAACGUGAGCAUGCAGGACCUCAACGACAGCCAGUUCUUCGACGAAGACUUGAGGAAUUUGGACCAAGACAUGAGGGCGUUUAAUCCCAAAGGAGACAGCGACAUGCGCAUGUUCGGCGAUCGGCCCGCCUCCGACUUGGACUUCCGUCCGCCCAAAGACUUCGACAUGCGCAAUCCCCCACCUCUAUUCAACCACCCGCCAGGCGUUCCACCGCCACUUUUCGGCGGACCGCCUAUACGUCCACCCCGAGGCCAUCCGCUGAUGGGCGGACCGGGAAUGGGACCGCCCCGGGGAGGCGGCAUGAUGCGGCCGCCCAAUCGUAUGUCGCACGGCGGAGGGGAUGAGGAGUUUGGCGACGAGGAUUUCAGGAAUAACAGCGGCGGACGAAAGAAUUUCGAUGAGAGUUUUGAGGAGGACAAAGAGUUUUACGAUGAUGAUCAACAAAACAACUUCAACAAUUCGAACUGGCAACGCAACGGCGGCAACUUCAACAACUUCCGCGGAGGCGGCGGCAGGGGCGGUUUCCGACCGCCCCAGUCCAACAACUUCAACCCCGACUGGAGCGGUCCCCCUCCCAACCAGGACUUCCGAGGCCGCGGCAGAGGGCGUGGCCGAGGCGGACCCAGAGGUAAAGGCGGAGCCGGAGGCGGUCCGCGCAAUAAGACCCAGAAGAACAGGGGGCGUGGCGGCGGUAGAGGCAGGGGCGGAGGCAGUUGAUUUCGACGUGUUUCAGAAGGAGAGGAGACGUGAGAGGAAAAGAGGAAAGAAAGGAGCAUGGUAUAUAUUUAUUGUGUACUUGAGAGAAAUUAGCUAACGGUUUUUUGUUAUUAAGGAAAUAUUAAUUUUAGAUAGCGCUCUGUAUAUGUAUUUUUUUUCCAAUUAAAUGAAA